AUGGCGAAUUUGUUGGUGUCGGUGACUUUUCUUGCUUUUGCCGCGUUGAUGAGUGGGUGUCAUGCUAACUCUGACCUUUCUGUUACUGGAUAUGGAUCCUUGGAAAUUGCCAUGCUGAGACACGGAGAAAAAUACGCAACAAAUAGGGACUGCUACACUUGGGAAGAUGUCCCACCAUUGUACCAUGGCAUGACUCACAUUCGAGGGCUCAACGAUAAACUUGGUAUCAUAAGAUUCAAGGUCAGCGUCCCAGUUAUCAUUUACCUUGCCAUUGAUUCUCGUUAUUCUUACAUCCACGGUGCCGACUACGAAGUCACGGAAGAUUUGGUGAUGCUGGGGGGAUGCCACAAGCCGAGGGUUAAGUUCCCAAUCUACAGGAGCAAGAACGUCCAUGGUCCGGGACUGGUUUCCAUAAAUUUUAAAUCGUCUCGUAUGACGGGCAUCUUUCUAAGGGGCGCCUACCAGGUUCGUCCCUACGCCGAACUGAAAGUUACCUUCCCCAGUACCCCCCGGGAGAUCAGCAUGGUCAGAGAAGGGGAGAAAUUUAGCACCAACCGUGCCUGCUACACGAUGGAGGACAUCCCUCCCAAAUACUACGGAUCAACGCAUCUCCGGGGUCCGAACGACGAGAGGACAAUCACCUUUGAUGUAAACAUACCGGUGAUUGUGUACGUGGCUAUUGAUUCUCGCUUACAUCGCAACACGAUUUUACCUUCGACAUUCAUUGCAACCGGAGAGAAGAUUGUACAUGGUGGGUGUCAUGCGCGCACUGACUUUCCCAUAUACGAGCGGAAGUACCCGAGUGGGGGAACUGUGACCGUCCCACUAAGUGAAUCCCGGAUGUUGACGGUUAUGGUGAAACCGCUGAUUUGA
Messenger RNA from Porites lobata, 873 nucleotides. The record is from the annotation of a GenBank genome assembly. NCBI's taxonomy places the organism in Eukaryota, Metazoa, Cnidaria, Anthozoa, Scleractinia, Poritidae.